AUUGUAGAAUGGGCCUUUGGCAAGCGAAUGACGCCGGCGGAGAAGAUGCGCAAACACCAGCGCUCGCUAGAGAAAGCCCAGCGUGAACUCGAUCGCGAACGUACCAAGUUGGAGAACCAGGAGAAAAAGCUUGUACAGGACAUCAAGAAGAACGCGAAGAAUGGCCAGAUGGGCGCAGUCAAGAUUCAGGCAAAGGACCUUGUCAGGACGAGACGAUACAUUCAGAAGUUCUACCAGAUGCGUACCCAGCUGCAGGCCAUCUCGUUGCGUAUCCAGACUGUGCGCAGCAACGAACAGAUGAUGCAAUCCAUGAAGGGUGCCACCAAACUUCUCGGUGGCAUGAAUAGACAGAUGAACCUUCCAGCCCUUCAACGUAUCGCCAUGGAAUUCGAACGCGAGAACGACAUUAUGGAUCAACGACAGGAGAUGAUGGACGACGCCAUUGACGACGUAACGGGCUUGGAGGAUGAAGAGGAAGGCGAAGAAGUCGUCAACCAGGUCUUGGAUGAGAUCGGUAUUGACCUCGGUCAAGCUACACCUACAGGCUUGCAGAGCACUGCCGUCGAACAUGGCAAAGUAGCUCAGGCCAUCGGUGGAGAUCCUGGUGAUGAUGAUCUUCAAGCCAGGUUGGACAGUUUACGACGAUAA
Aureobasidium musti is the source of this 648-nucleotide messenger RNA. Lineage: Eukaryota; Fungi; Ascomycota; Dothideomycetes; Dothideales; Saccotheciaceae. The record is from the annotation of a GenBank genome assembly.